This is a messenger RNA of Daucus carota subsp. sativus, 1537 nucleotides long. RefSeq names its product aspartic proteinase PCS1. Bases 124 to 1392 code for a protein of 422 amino acids. The record is from RefSeq and is a predicted model, not a curated record. Gene Ontology annotation, molecular function: aspartic-type endopeptidase activity. The transcript has a single exon. Gene Ontology annotation, biological process: proteolysis. NCBI's taxonomy places the organism in Eukaryota, Viridiplantae, Streptophyta, Magnoliopsida, Apiales, Apiaceae.
CAUGACUUGUAAGAUUCAUUACCAACAACAAUCCCAUCUUGCUGUCCAAGUGUUCUUCCCUUCUUUCUCAGGCCAAUGUACCAUCUUCAUUUCAGAUAAAUCUUAUUUUACUUUUGUCUCGAAAUGAAAGUCUGGUUAUCUGUUCUUUAUGUCAUAGCCAUCCAAACUCAAAUUUAUUUCUGUAUUGGCAAUGUGACUCCCACCCAAAUGCUUGUUUUGCCACUCAUGAUCCAAGAAACCGAAAACAAGCUCAACUUUCAGCAUAAUGUUACUCUCACCGUCUCCCUCUCUGUGGGAACACCCCAGCAGAAUGUCACUAUGGUUUUAGACACCGGCAGUGAGUUGUCAUGGCUUCAAUGCAACACCACUGGGUCGGGCCGACCCGUGUUUGACCCGACCCAGUCAUCGACGUACUUGCCCAUCAACUGCUCAUCGCCCGCAUGCACGACCCAAACCCGAGAUUUCCCCAUCCCCACAUCCUGUGACUCCAAUAAACACUGCCAUGCCACGCUGUCCUACGCGGACGCCACGUCGUCAGAAGGAAAUUUAGCGUCGGAUACGUUCAACAUCGGGGCGUCUGGUAUGCCGGGCACGAUAUUCGGGUGCAUGGAUUCUGGUUCAACUAGUAACUCCGGUGAGGAUAACAAGACAACUGGGCUAAUAGGCAUGAACCGCGGACCUCUAUCUUUCGUGUCGCAAAUGAAUUUUUCAAAAUUUUCGUACUGCAUCCCCGGUUCGGAUCAUCUAGGAGUUUUAGUAUUUAGCGAUGCAAAUUCAACUUGGCUAAAGUCACUAAAUUACACUCCUCUUGUUCAAAUCCCAAACUCCUUGCCAUAUUUUGAUAGGUCAGCUUACACUGUCCAGCUUCGAGGUUUCAAAGUGUCCGAAGAAAUAAUUGCACUCCCAAACUCCAUACUCAAACCGGAUCACACUGGCGCGGGUCAAACCAUGAUAGACUCGGGUACCCAGUUCACUUUCCUUCUUGGCCCGGCUUACAGUGCAGUCAAGAAUGAGUUCUUGAACCAGACAAAGGGAAAUUUAAGGGAGUUGAAUGACCCAGAUUAUGCUUUUCAGGGAGCUAUGGAUUUGUGUUACUUGGUACCAUUAAACCAAACAAAUCUUCCGGUAUUGCCUAGCAUUACCAUCAUGUUUGACGGCGCUGAAAUGAAUAUUUCGGGUGAUAAAUUAUUGUAUCCUGUCCCGGGGGAGGUCCGUGACAACUGUUCAGUUUAUUGUUUUACAUUUGGAAAUUCCGAUUUGUUGGGCGUUGAAGCGUAUAUAAUUGGCCACCAUCACCAGCAAAAUCUGUGGAUGGAAUUUGACCUUGAAAAUUCAAGGGUUGGGAUUGCUCCGAUAGAAUGUGAUAUAGCAAGUCAAAGAAUUCGUUCCUAGCUAGCAUCAGUGCGUGACAUUAUAUAUAUACACAAAGUGUUAUUCUGUUUUGUAAACUUUCUCAUUCUAUUAUAUUUGUAAACUUUUCUCAUUUUAUUCGAAUUUUUAAGAAUCGACUUCUAUUAGAUUGAAAUUUAGGGGUGUA